AUUGAUCACUCACUAACCAAAAAAGAAAACCCUUGUUAAACCCUAACACUCGAAGAAGAUCAGAAUAACAAAGAAAAUCGAGGAAAAUGCAGCAACAAUGGUGGCGCAUCGGCGGCGAACGGCUGAGAAAGGCGGCGGAGUAUUACAGAAAGUUCCAUACAAUACAAGCCAUACCUAGGGAGAUUUCGGGCCCCCGAAUAUCGGCCCGUGACAGAGCUCAGGGUCGGAUCCCCGCCGUCGUCUUCUCCCUCACCGCAGAAAACACCUCCAAGCAGCUUCUUACGACUGAAAUUAAGCAGAUUGAUUCUAUUCUUACUAAGUUGGAUCCUUCCUUCUUCUGCUCCACCACUUUCAAGCUUCAAGUUCGGGCCGGGUCCGGGUCUUCUGUUCUUCUUCAUUCUGGAAAUGUCCUCCCUAUUAAGCUUGCGAGAAAUGAGGAGACAGGGAAGGUGAUGAAUAUGGUGUUUGUGUGGGCGGAAGAAGGAUCGAAGUUAGAAGUUGAUGUGCCCGUUGUUUUCAAGGGUGUAGAUUCUUGUCCUGGCCUUAAAAAAGGGGGACAGCUGAAAACAGUAAGGAAGAACCUAAAAUAUCUUUGCCCAACAGAAUGCAUCCCUCAAAAGAUCGAGGUGGACAUUAGCAAUUUGGACAUUGGAGACCGGAUCUUUAUGAAAGAUAUUGAGGUUGAUCCGUCAUUGAAGCUUUUAAGUGGGAAUGAUACAAAACCUAUCUGCAAGAUUGUGGCUUCAGAAGUAGAAAAUCCGGUACCUCUAGAAACUUAAUUUUAUAAGUGAGGUGUUUUUUUUACUUUUUAUCUUUUCUUUAAGGGACCAUAUAAUUCAAUGAUGAAAGCUGCUUCAGUUCAUGAAAAUAGUAUCUGAUGUAGGGUGUAUUAAAAACUUUGAAGGAGUAAUUGGUGACUCCAUAAAGCUGCUAUGACAAGUAUACCCCUUGUAUAACAUCUUGUUCUAUUAUAUGACCAAUCUAUCGUAUUCAUUUCCUUUGUAUUUUGUGGCUUA
This is a messenger RNA of Chenopodium quinoa (quinoa), 1016 nucleotides long. Its product is annotated as 50S ribosomal protein L25-like. Gene Ontology annotation, molecular function: structural constituent of ribosome; 5S rRNA binding. The record is from RefSeq and is a predicted model, not a curated record. Gene Ontology annotation, cellular component: ribosome; cytosolic large ribosomal subunit. Lineage: Eukaryota; Viridiplantae; Streptophyta; Magnoliopsida; Caryophyllales; Amaranthaceae. Bases 87 to 779 code for a protein of 230 amino acids. Gene Ontology annotation, biological process: translation. The transcript is spliced from 3 exons.